Molecule: messenger RNA, 2506 nt
Organism: Lacerta agilis (Sand lizard)
Lineage: Eukaryota; Metazoa; Chordata; Lepidosauria; Squamata; Lacertidae
Gene: RFX2
Product: regulatory factor X2
Exons: 18
Coding region: 155-2338 (727 amino acids)
Biological process (GO): regulation of transcription by RNA polymerase II
Cellular component (GO): nucleus
Molecular function (GO): DNA-binding transcription factor activity, RNA polymerase II-specific; RNA polymerase II cis-regulatory region sequence-specific DNA binding
Source: RefSeq, a predicted model, not a curated record
CGCGCGAGGAGGCGCCAUAGUGACUGUAGCCCUGGAGACGGUUACUUGCCAACGGGAGCCGCCGCCGCCGCCUCACGCAGCCCCGACCGCCGCCGGAGCCCCGCGCAGCCCUGAGGGGAGCCUGGAGGCGCCGGGGAGCCACCGAGAGCCAGGCAUGCAGGAGUCUGAGGGCGGCUCAGAUUCCACGACUCCUGUGGCGCUGCGAACGUCGGCAUCGGUCCAGGCCCCGGUGGUCCAGCCGGUGCCAGCAUCCCAGCAGAGGGUUUUGGUACAAGCGACAGGCUCCACUCCGAAAGGGGCACAAAUGCAACAGCUGUCCGUCCCCAGAGUCCAGCAGGUUCCACAGCAGGUGCAAGCGGUACAGCAUAUCUAUCCAGCUCAAGUCCAGUACGUGGAAGGAGGAGAAGCUGUCUAUACCAAUGGGACCAUACGUGCCGCUUAUUCGUACAACACCGAGGCUCAGAUCUACGCCCCGAGCAGCGCAUCCUCCUACUUCGAAGCUCAGGGAGGUAGCUCUCAGGUGAGCACGGGGCCUUCGUCUCCGACUACCAUCCCCUCGCACGGCAUGGUGGGCAUCGCGAUGGACAUCGGGGGAAGCCAGAUCGUGUCCAGCUCGGGAGCCUACCUCAUCCACAGCGGCAUGGAGAGUGCCAGGCACGCCCUAUCUCACACCUCGCGCUCCUCCCCAGCCACGCUUGAAAUGGCGAUUGAAAACCUCCAAAAAAAUGAAGGCAUAACGUCGCACAAAAGCAGCUUGCUGAACAGCCAUCUUCAGUGGCUGCUGGACAACUACGAGACGGCCGAAGGGGUCAGCCUGCCCCGGAGCUCUCUCUAUAACCAUUACCUGCGCCACUGCCAAGAGCACAAGCUGGACCCUGUGAACGCCGCGUCCUUCGGGAAGCUGAUCCGCUCCGUCUUCAUGGGACUGAGGACACGCCGGCUUGGCACAAGGGGAAAUUCCAAAUACCAUUACUACGGUAUCCGCCUCAAGCCAGACUCCCCGCUCAACCGCUUGCAGGAGGACGCUCAGUAUAUGGCCAUGAGGCAACAGCCCAUCCACCAGAAACAAAGGUACAGACCUUCGCAGAAGUUGGACGGCCUGGCGGAGGCCGGUUCGAACAGCAGCCUGCACUCCACGCCCGAGCAAUCCGUUGCAGCGCAGAGCCAGCACCACCAGCAGUUCAUUGACGUCACCCACACCCUCCCUGCGUUCCCAGCCCUCGAUCUGGAAAACGUGCUCCUGCAGGAGGGAAUCGACGCGAGCGACGUCAAGACUCUCCAGGUCCUCUACAGGCGGCAUUGCGAGGCCAACGUGGACGUCGUGAUGAGCUUGCAGUUCCCUUACAUCGAGAAGCUAUGGCAGUCUUUCUGGAAUUCGGAGUCCCACUCGAGCGAAUCGGCCUCCGCUGCCGUCCCUGCCAGCGAAGAGCCCUGCGACGCCCUCGUCCCGAGGCACAAGCUGAUCGCCAUGUGCAAAUACAUCCCCAUCAUGAAAUGGAUGCGGGGCUGCGACCACAUCUUGUACCAGACGCUUGUGGAGAUCCUCAUCCCAGAUGUUCUCCGGCCUGUUCCCAGCACGUUGACCCAGGCCAUCCGCAACUUCGCCAAAAGUUUGGAAGGUUGGCUAAUAAACGCCAUGAGCGACUUCCCCCAGCAGAUCGUCCAGACAAAGGUGGGUGUGGUGAGCGCCUUUGCACAGACUCUUCGCAGGUACACCUCCCUCAACCACCUGGCGCAGGCGGCUCGCGCCGUCCUCCAGAACACCUCGCAGAUCAACCAGAUGCUCAGCGACCUCAACCGGGUGGAUUUUGCUAACGUCCAGGAGCAAGCCUCGUGGGUGUGCCAGUGCGAGGAGGGCCUGGUGCAGAAACUGGAGCAGGAUUUCAAGCUGACCCUCCAGCAGCAGAGCUCUCUGGACCAGUGGGCCAGCUGGCUGGACAACGUGGUGACCCAGGUCCUGAAGCAUCACGAGGGAGGAGCCGGCUUCCCAAAGGCAGCCAGGCAGUUCUUGCUGAAGUGGUCCUUCUACAGCUCCAUGGUGAUCCGAGACCUCACCCUGCGCAGCGCUGCCAGCUUCGGCUCCUUUCACCUGAUCCGCCUGCUGUACGACGAGUACAUGUUCUACCUGGUGGAGCAUCGCGUGGCUCAAGCGACGGGGGAGACGCCCAUCGCCGUGAUGGGAGAGUUCAGCGACCUGGCCUCCAUGUCUCCAGCCUUGCUCGAUAAAGACGACAUCAGCGACCUGGGCAGCGAGGCGGAGGCGGAUUCCCGGUGCGCCGGCGAGCCCCUCGUGAAGCGCGAACGCAGCGACCCCGGCCCCUCGCUGCAAGAGAUCUAAAGAGUUGGCGGCACGGCGGGAGACGCCCAGCUCCCCAUCGCGUCCCAACUCCGGAAGCAAAAGUUUCCAAAGCUUUCUGGAAACCCCAAAGGCUGGGUUUCCGCCUCCUCCACAAUCCGAGUGCCUCUCAGCUCCUCUUAACGUUUCACAGAUGUGGUCCCUGCCUGA